UGUGUGAUUCCAGAGUCUUCAUCAUCAUCAUCUUCAUCAUCAUCAGUAAUGGUCAGAAGUUAAUGGUAAGCUGCUAGUAAUGAGCUGGUUCACCUGAGCUGCGGGUCACCUGUGUUCGGGUGUGUGUGAGGAAGACGUCGAUGGUGAUGUCGGUGAUGAUGGUCCCCGGUGAGCUCCAGUGCGCAUGCGCAGUGCGGUGACGCCGCGGUGCGUGUGUGUGUGUGUGUGCGCGCGAGCGAGCGGCACAAUCUGGCAGCGAGGCGGCGGAGCGGCACGGGGAGGGUGCGAGCGACAAGAGCAAGAGGGUUUCCCAGGAUUAUCCGAGUGAAUUACCGGACGAACCGCCCGGAAGAGCCGCGGUGCGAAUUAACAGCGAGACCCGCUGCGGUCAUGUCUGAGGAGGCGGUGCGGCGGACGCGCAGUCAGAAGCGCGCACUGGAGAGGGAGUCUCUGCCCGCGGACAGCAAGCGUCUGAAGCUGGAUGGCGUCGAGCGGUCCAGAGCCUCCAGCAUCCUGAGCGGCGGAGAGGUGAAGGCCACCAUCAAAGUGGAGCUCCAGACGAGAGACGAGCCCAUGGACGUGAGCGCCGGCAACACUGAGAUGAAGAGAGAGAGGAGGUCUUCGUCGCCUGAUGAUGUCAUCGUGCUGUCCGACGAGGCGCCCAGUCCGCAGGUGAACGGCGGGAAUCACUUAAAAGAGCUGGACGCGGAUCUGCUGAUGAGGAGUUCUGCAGAGGAGCGCAAGCGUGUCGUUAAGCAGCUGAAGGAGGAGCUGCGCUUAGAGGAGGCCAAACUGAUCCUGCUGAAGAAAAUCAGACACAGUCAAAUAAACAAAGACUCCAGCGGACAGAAGCCGGCGGUUUCUGUGUCCAACACUCCUCUGGUGAAGAGCUCUGCUACUGCUAAAGCUGCACAACCUCAGGUGGUUUCCGCUCGGGCUUCUGGGACGGUGAUUCCUCCUCCGCUGGUGCGCGGCGGUCAGGUGUCCAAACAGGGCUCUGCGAGCGCUCAGAUCAUCAUGCCUCCGCUGGUCAGAGGAGCUCAGUCGAUCUCCGUGUCGCCGCAGCAGAUCUCCAGCCUGAGACAGCAGCAGAACUCCACGUCAGGUCCUCCUCCGCUCCUGCUCGCGCCCAGAGCCACUGUGACCAGCGUCCAGGGACACAAGAUCAUCCAGCCCGGCCUCAUACGCAUGACCACCAUCCCCAGCGCCAGCCUGCUGGUCAGCAUCAAUCAGGCCGCAGGCGCAAACCUCAAGUCCUCCAGCGCUGCGUCGAACGCUAGCGAAUCUCCGGCCAGCCGUCAGGCGGCGGCGAAACUGGCGCUGCGCAAACAGCUGGAGAAAGCGCUGCUGGAGAUCCCACCGCCCAAACCGCCCGCGCCAGAGUUCAACUUCCUGCCUUCGGCCGCCAAUAACGAGUUCAUCUACCUGCUGGGGCUGGAGGAGGUGGUGCAGAACCUGCUGGAGUCUCUGGGCCGAGGUAAACAGGGUCUGUACGCCGGUUUAGUGGUCAGCGCUGGAGAGCCGUCCUGCUGCUCUCAGUGUAAGACGGACUUCACCUGCCGCUGGCGCAAAGACAAGGGCGGAGCCACGAUGUGUGAGCAGUGCAUGUCGUCCAAUCACAAGAAGGUCCUGAAGGCCGAGCACACCAAUCGGCUGAAGGCGGCGUUCGUGAAGGCGCUUCAGCAGGAGCAGGAGAUCGAGCAGCGCAUCCUGCAGCAGUCCACGCCCCCUGCCUCUUCAUCAUCAUCAUCAUCCUCCUCUGCUCACGGGGUGAAACAGCGCUCGCUGCAGCAGACGAUGAGCCGCCACCCUACAGCCAUCAAACAGGUUUCUCCGUCGUCCCGUAGCGUGCAGCAGUCCGCGGCCGGGAUACGCGCCGUCCCGCACUCCUUCUCGCCCUCCUCUCAACUGCAGAACGCAGUGGCGGCCGCCGCACUGGUCAACAGGCCAGGUAAGCAUGCAGUGCGUCAGGGGUCAAAGGUCAGCAGAGGCAGCAGCAGGAGCUCCGACCCCACGACCUCCUCCGGCUGGAGGAAGCAGAGCCGCGGCGCAGCAGGUGUGACGAUGGCCUAUGUGAACCCCAGCCUGUCGGUGCACAAGACGUCGUCAUCAGCGGUGGAGCGUCACAGAGAGUAUCUGCUCGACAUGAUCCCGUCUCGCUCCGUCUCACAGCCCACAAACACCUGGAAGUAAGGAAGUGAAGCUCCGGGUUCAGUCUGGGAUUCAGGACGCGUUCACGCCGGAGCGCUGAGCCGCUUCUCCAGGUUUAUUCAUCCAAGGGCUCUUCACUCUCACGGGUGAGUUUGUACUGAACCGCGGCAGAAUCACAUCUGAACCGGACCGAUCCGGAUCACUUCUGCUCCCGCAAAUAUAAAAGACUCUUUCAGAACAAGAGGAAAAGACUGAAAACAAACCAAAAACAUCACGGAACAAACUGAUGGAUGCAAACGAGGCGCGUUCAGGGUUUGUGUUUGUGUGUGUGUUUAUUUUUUAUUUAGAUUUCUUUGACUGUUAAAUUAUAUGAGUGUGUUGAAGGAUGUUUGUCGUCACACGUUUGACCCAAACACGCAUCUAUGAUUUGUAUUGUUUUAAUUGUCACAACUCAUAGUUGACUCUUUUUUCUAAAUUAAUUAGUUUUCCGAGUUUUGAGUCAGUUGAAGUAUCAAACUUUUGUUCAUAUUUUUGCAGUCAGUGAGGAUUAUAUUGUGGAUUCUCUCUCUAUAUAUAUAUAAAUAUAAAACAGUUGCUUCAAAUAGUUUCUGAGAUGAUUCCAUUAAUAACUGCUUUAAUUAAAAGAUCAUUGGUAUCCUCAUAUUAUUAUUUGAUGAGCUGCUGAUUAUUUGUGUUUAUGAGUCAAACACAUGUGGGCUUCAUUUAACAUCUAAUGAUGAUGAAGAAUGUCCAGCUCUGAUUGGUUAAUCUGUGCACACUAAACCUCAAAGCAUUAUUCCUAUAGGCCCGUGAGGUUUCAGUUUAAAUAUUCAUGAUGUUCCCGCCCACUGAACAGAUGAUGUCACCAAAGCGUUUGUCAAUUUGUUUUGUUUUCAGGGUUACGAACAGACACAGAGUGACGCAUUUCCUGCAACAUGUACAAAGUUACAGUUUGUUAGAUUGAUCUUUGUUCCUGUAAUAAAAAGUUUAACCCUUUCA
Molecule: messenger RNA, 3150 nt
Organism: Ctenopharyngodon idella (grass carp)
Lineage: Eukaryota; Metazoa; Chordata; Actinopteri; Cypriniformes; Xenocyprididae
Product: transcriptional repressor p66-alpha-like
Exons: 11
Coding region: 391-2193 (600 amino acids)
Biological process (GO): negative regulation of transcription by RNA polymerase II
Cellular component (GO): NuRD complex
Molecular function (GO): sequence-specific DNA binding
Source: RefSeq, a predicted model, not a curated record